UCCGUGCACGCGCUCGCCUGCCCUUCACAUUCCUUCCACAUCCUGCUAGUCUCCACUCCCAACUGCAGCAUCUAACAUGGCCCUGCUGAAGUCCAACAAGGUGAUCUCCAGCCUGGGGAACAUUUCUCCGGUUCUGGGAGUCUUGUCCACCCGUUACAGCUCAUGGUGGGCUGGAGUGCAGAUGGGUCCCCCUGAUCCCAUCCUGGGGGUGACUGAGGCCUUCAAGAGGGACACCAACCCCAAGAAGAUGAACCUGGGAGUGGGAGCCUACAGAGAUGACCAGGGAAAACCCUUUGUGCUCAGCUGUGUUCGCAAGGCAGAAGCUUUGAUUGCGUCCAAACAACUGGAUAAGGAAUAUCUCGGCAUUGGUGGUCUGGCUGAGUUUAACAAGUCCUGUGCUCAGCUGGCGUUUGGUGCAGACAAUGAGGUCUUAAAGAGUGGCAGGAGCAUCACAGUUCAAACUAUCUCAGGAACUGGAUCUUUGCGUGUGGGGGCCAACUUUCUGGCUCGAUUCCAUGCAGGCCCACUUGAUGUGUACUUGCCCAAACCUUCCUGGGGAAACCACACACCCAUCUUCAGAGAUGCUGGCAUGCAGCUGAAAGGAUACAGAUACUACGACCCCUCCACCUGUGGCUUCGACUUUAAAGGAGCUCUGGAAGACAUUUCUAACAUCCCAGAAAAGAGUGUGAUCCUGUUGCACGCGUGUGCCCACAACCCCACGGGCGUAGACCCUCGGCCUGAGCAGUGGAAGGAGAUCGCUGACAUCGUGAAGAAAAGGAACCUGAUGGUGUUCUUCGACAUGGCGUAUCAGGGCUUUGCAAGCGGCGACAUUGAUCGGGACGCCUGGGCCGUACGCCACUUCAUCGAGAAGGGCAACAACAUUGUGCUGUCUCAGUCCUUUGCUAAGAACAUGGGACUUUAUGGUGAACGUGUGGGAGGCUUCACUGUGGUGUGCAGUGAUGCAGAAGAGGCAAAGAGAGUCGAAUCUCAACUCAAGAUCCUCAUCAGGCCGAUGUACUCCAACCCACCGAUGAACGGCGCCAGGAUCGCUUCGACCAUUCUCAACACACCAGAUCUGCGUUCCCUCUGGCUGGAGGAGGUCCACAGUAUGGCUAACCGCAUCAUUAAGAUGAGAGAACAGCUGGAGGCGGGACUGAAAAAACAGGGCUCCUCCCACAACUGGCAGCACGUCAUCGAUCAGAUUGGGAUGUUCUGCUUCACGGGCCUCAAACCUGAACAGGUUGAGCGUCUGACGAAGGAGUUCUCCGUGUACAUGACCAAGGAUGGCAGAAUUUCCAUGGCGGGCGUGUCCUCUGGAAACGUUGGCUAUCUUGCGGAGGCCAUCCAUGCGGUCACCAAGUAGAGCUUGUCCUGCCAGGAGAACAACACAAUCAAAGCUGCAGUGAUGAGGAGCUUCACCUGUCACUCCUUCAUCCCACCUUUAGACAGGAGCUCGGUACUUAGUCUUCCUCAUCUGGAUUUUCUCAUGAUUUCAUCUUGGAACGGUUUAUUCUCUGGUUAUUCUUCAUCAUUUCAUUGAACAGAUCCCCCCCGCUCGCCAUCCUGUUGAUUAAAUAGAGUCGGCUGCUGGCUGUGCAGUAGAUGUCAACUGUUGACCUGCCCUCGGGCCUCUCAGCUUUAAACAUCAAAUAAAGCUUUGGAGUUAUGGAUGUUGGCUUUAGGUGCAUGUUGAGAUCUGUCACUUAAUGAAAGCCUGUAGGAAAAACAUUUUGCCAUUUUGUUUAAAUGGAUGUUGUGUAGCACUAAGUUUAUUACUGUAUAAAUGGGUAUUUAUCAGGUUAUCAAUUUAUUUAGUCACUUUGAUCAAUUAUUCUGGUGUUUAGUUGCUUUUAUCUUUCCAAAUACUUCCCUUGCUUUCAAUAAUUUUCCUGCAGGUUUUGUGAUUUCAGCCUAAGUGGUCACAGGGCAGCAGUUGGUCCUCAUUACAAAGACGAGCACAAAAGUGGAAAAAAAAUGGAGAUUAAGUUCUGAAAAGUAAUAUAUAUAUUUGAAUAUUUUUAUGAGCCAUCCAGCCAUGAACACAACAGCACCAUUUCUAAAUGUUUGCUUCAUAAUGACCUGGGUACCUCCUCAGGGGGAGUGGGGUCGACGGCUCAGGUGCCAGGUCGGUGCUUUGACCUCUUCAUCACUGGGACUGAGACACAAAUGACAUCUAGAAAUGUGGGUUUGCUCCCGUUUGCUCAUACCUGUGGAUGUUCAUUUCCAUGUUCUGCAUUUUGUGACUCCAAAGAUUGUGGAUUGUGUUCUUGACGGAAAAAAAAAUCAAUAAAUCAUUCUAGAGUGUU
Messenger RNA from Nematolebias whitei (Rio pearlfish), 2306 nucleotides. Its product is annotated as aspartate aminotransferase, mitochondrial. The transcript has 10 exons. The record is from RefSeq and is a predicted model, not a curated record. Bases 77 to 1363 code for a protein of 428 amino acids. NCBI's taxonomy places the organism in Eukaryota, Metazoa, Chordata, Actinopteri, Cyprinodontiformes, Rivulidae. Gene Ontology annotation, biological process: L-aspartate catabolic process; biosynthetic process. Gene Ontology annotation, molecular function: pyridoxal phosphate binding; L-aspartate:2-oxoglutarate transaminase activity. Gene Ontology annotation, cellular component: mitochondrion.